Messenger RNA from Mytilus trossulus (common blue mussel), 877 nucleotides. RefSeq lists its product as uncharacterized. The transcript is spliced from 3 exons. The coding region runs from base 59 to 856 and encodes 265 amino acids. Lineage: Eukaryota; Metazoa; Mollusca; Bivalvia; Mytilida; Mytilidae. The record is from RefSeq and is a predicted model, not a curated record.
UUAAAAAAAUAAAAUUCCCACAAUUCUUUGUAAAAUUAAACUUCCUGUAUUAAUCAACAUGGCUGCAAAUGUGUCUGUAAAAACUUCAAGAGACAGAAAACUAAAUUUCACAGCAGUUGAGAGCAAUUUAAUAAGUGAGCUGGCUACAACACAUCUAGAAUUACUCCAGGGGAAGCAUUCCCCAGAGGUUACCAAUGCCAAAAAACAGGAAAUGUGGAAGGACAUUACAUCCAAGGUGAAUGCAUUGGGGGUGUGUCUCAGGACAGAGACAGAGGUUCGAAACCGCUGGAGAAACCUGACCCGUGGGGCCAAGCAAAAGUUUACAACAGUACAGAAGGAAAGAGCACAAACUGGUGGUGGUCCUCCUCCCACCCAGCCUUCCCAAGCAGAGGAGAACAUUAUUAAUUGCAUGAAAGACACUGCCUCUUUCCGUGGGGUUCCCGGUGGUCAGGAAACUGUAAUUGAGGGACCAGAAGACCAAUUACAACACACAUCACAGUCCAGUGUGGAUGUGCAAUCCAGUACCGUGAAUGAGGAGAUGGAGGAAGUAUGGAGAAAUCGCCUGGACUUUCAUUUUAAUGCCAUCAGUGAUGCCUCAAUUCCUGCAGCAGCCCCAGUGACAGUUGUUCACGAGAUGGUACAGAACAGGACUGACCUGACUGUUAGAUCUGAUGAACAGGAGCCACCACAAAAGAAACCCAAGAAGAAGACGGCUGAUGAUGUAUACAGUCUGCAGUGUCAAGUUUUGGAGAGAAAACUGAUUAAAACCAACCUCCAAAUUCAGUUAUAUGAAAGACUUCACAGCAAGCUUGAUGACAAUCUUACUACAGGGUUGCUGUCUUUCUUGGAGCAGUAGAAUAUAAAGAUUCUAUUUCUA